Messenger RNA from Arachis stenosperma, 824 nucleotides. Its product is annotated as acyl carrier protein 1, chloroplastic-like. The record is from RefSeq and is a predicted model, not a curated record. Bases 1 to 555 code for a protein of 184 amino acids. The transcript is spliced from 4 exons. Gene Ontology annotation, molecular function: acyl carrier activity; phosphopantetheine binding. Gene Ontology annotation, biological process: fatty acid biosynthetic process. NCBI's taxonomy places the organism in Eukaryota, Viridiplantae, Streptophyta, Magnoliopsida, Fabales, Fabaceae.
AUGAAAGUGCCGCUAACUCCGUCGCUAUAUAAAACCAUUCUUAACUGCGCCUCAUUUCUUCAUUCUCAUUACCACAAACACUCUUCUCGUGCUCUCCGUCCAAAUCUCAGAUCUCUCUUUCUCCCUGUGAAAAUGGCUUCCUUUACAGCUACCUCCAUCUCAAUCAUCUCUCUCGCCAAGUCCUCACUGGUUCCUUCAGCCAGGAUCAGUAGCCCGAAUUCAGUUUCCCUCUCAAUCAAAGGAAGGAGAUUUCCAUCAAUUACAUUGCAGCCUACAGGACGUAGGUUUCAAGUUACAUGCGCGACGAAGCAGGAGACAGUGCAGAAGGUCUGUGACAUAGUCAAGAAGCAAUUGGCACUGCCAGAGGGUUCAAGUGUCACUGGAGAGUCCAAGUUUGCUGCCCUUGGAGCUGAUUCUCUUGACACAGUUGAGAUUGUGAUGGGACUGGAAGAGGAAUUCGGUAUCAGCGUCGAGGAGGAGAGCGCACAGAGCAUCACCACCGUUCAAGAAGCUGCUGACAUGAUUGAUAAGCUUCUCGAGAGCAAGACUGAUUAAGUCCAUUUUGUAGCGGUUUUCUUUUUUCCUUUUUCCUUGUUUUUUUUUGUGUGCGUGGCUAUUUUGAUGUCCUAAGUUUAAUUUAUCUUUCGUAUUUUGAUGUCCUAAGUUUAAUUUAUCUUUCGUAUCUCAGUUUGAUUGUUACCCAAGUAAUUGCGAGAUCUAUCUUGGAACUGAAGUAGGAUUACUAUAAUACUAGUUUUCUGUUUCUUAAAACAUGUAUUUUUCUCCUUAUCAUUGAAAUUGGUCUUAACUCUUAAGUCUUUAAA